This is a messenger RNA of Syngnathus typhle (broad-nosed pipefish), 1989 nucleotides long. It is a transcript of the gene mrpl12, whose product is annotated as mitochondrial ribosomal protein L12. Gene Ontology annotation, cellular component: mitochondrial large ribosomal subunit; ribosome. Gene Ontology annotation, biological process: translation; mitochondrial transcription. Lineage: Eukaryota; Metazoa; Chordata; Actinopteri; Syngnathiformes; Syngnathidae. The transcript is spliced from 4 exons. The record is from RefSeq and is a predicted model, not a curated record. Gene Ontology annotation, molecular function: structural constituent of ribosome. The coding region runs from base 977 to 1624 and encodes 215 amino acids.
CGACCGAGUCCACAGCCCUGCUUGGCGGAGGCCAACCCUCACUGGGAACGAAUCCGACUUACUGCCGACCAAACUCCUCCCAAUCACGCCCUUCCAGGUCUCACUGUCAUUGCCCACGUCACCCAGCAGAACGAUUGAGUCCCCAGAAGGCUCGCUCUCCAGCACUUCUUCUAAGGACUCCAAAAAGCGUGGGUAGUCUGAGCUGCCGUUUGGUGCAUAGACAGAAACAACAGUCAGGACCUGUCUCCCCACCCGAAGGAGGAGGGAGGCUACCCUCUCAUCCGCCUGGGUGAACCUUUGGCCUCUCCUACAGGAUCCUGAACUCGCUUCCCCGUUCUGCGUAGCGUCCUGUACUUUUACUGUCUGUAUGCACACUGGCUUUUAUUCGUUGUGUUAUCUAUUUAUUUAUUAUUUAUUGUUACUCUUAUUUAUUGUUUGUGCCUUCUUGUUUUUUAUGUUGCGUUGUUUACUUGUAUGUCUCGUGUAAUAUGUCUUGUCACCGUGGGAUAGGGAAAACGUAAUUUCGAUCUCUUUGUGUGACUCGGCAUGUGAAGAUGUUGACAAUAAAGCAGACUUUGACUUUGAGGUGGUGAGCCCGUUGCCUGGCCCCAUGGGUGAAAAUCCGGCCACCUGACGCUCACCUUCGAGCUCCACCUCCAGAUUAUUUGGAUGAGAGGGGUAUAAUGUUGCAAACAUAUCAGUGGGGAAGCCAAUAAUUUACCAUUAGCUGGUUGCUUGGAUCGUUUUGUUAAAUGAUGGCAGCUACUAAUGCAAGAAAAACGUGAAAACCAAAUACCCAUCUUUUCGUAUCUACAUGGGCACCCGUACUUGUUCCCAGUGCAUGCCGGGUAGAUCAGCUUCGGUAAGGAGGGCGUCAUGUGCUUUUGAGGUACAACUAGUUCCUUGGUUUGUUGAGCAACAAGGUUACUUAUCGAAGGCACCGCAGUGAUUUGGGGACUCCGGAUUAGCGUUUAGCAUGUACUGCACUAGAGCGACGCUGCGGGCCGCGGUGAGCCUCCACCGACAACGGCUUCAGCGGGAGGAGCAGCAAAUGUCGGCCUGGUGCUUGCUGAAACUCCUCAGGACGAGCGCCGAUGUCCGCUCUGACGUCCUGGUCACGCCGCCGCUGGACGGCGCCCCCAAGCAUUACUCGCCCAAAAUCCAGAAACUGGUCAGCGACAUAGCCAGCCUCACCUUGUUAGAGGUGUCGGACCUCAAUGAGCUCCUCAAGAAAACGUUGAAUAUUCAGGAUGUCGCAAUGAUGCCGACAGGCGGGACGGCUGCUCCAGGACCUCAGAUUUACACAGGCAAAUCUGCAAGCGGUAUCCCUGAAAGAAAACAAGGAAAACGUGUGGUCCUCGAUUUGACUACUGGACUGCAGGGUCACAACAUCACUUGUGACAAUUUUUUUACCAGCUAUGACCUUGGGCAAGAACUUCUCAGGAGGAAACUCACCAUGGUGGCCACAGUAAGAAAAAAUAAACCCGAGCUGCCCGCUGAAAUGUUGCUGGUGAAGGACAGGGCUCCACUUUCCUCCAAAUUUGUUUUCACAGAUACCACCACUGUUGUUUCAUAUUGUCCAAAAAAACAACGGAAUGUGAUACUGAUGUCCACUCUUCACUAAGAGGCUGCUGUGUCAUCAGGAAGAGACAAAAAGCCCAUCAUCAUCCUGGACUACAACAAAAACAAAGGAGGAGUGGACAAUCUGGACAAGCUGAUUGCCACCUACACUUGCCAGCGAAUGACCAGGAGAUGGCCAAUGGUUGUGUUUUACAACAGCCUCAAUGUGUCUGCAUACAAUGCAUUUGUGUUGUGGACCCAUAUUGACCAAGGGUGGAAUCCAACCAUUUCUUCAGGAGCUCGUGAAUUCCCUUGUCCAGACGCUCAUUGAGCAACGGGAACGGGUGCCCCGAGACCCAGCUGCUGCAGACUUGGUCAGACAGCUUCAGUGCACGCCAUCCACUAAAAUAAAAUGUUGUUUUUAGGGUA